AUGGAGGCUACAGCUGUUCAAAUGGGGACACCAGGGGUAAAAGGAAGAGGAAGGGCAGACUGUCUGGAGUAA
This is a messenger RNA of Staurois parvus, 72 nucleotides long. NCBI's taxonomy places the organism in Eukaryota, Metazoa, Chordata, Amphibia, Anura, Ranidae. The record is from the annotation of a GenBank genome assembly.